Messenger RNA from Crotalus tigris (Tiger rattlesnake), 3225 nucleotides. RefSeq names its product AVL9 cell migration associated (gene AVL9). The transcript has 16 exons. Lineage: Eukaryota; Metazoa; Chordata; Lepidosauria; Squamata; Viperidae. The record is from RefSeq and is a predicted model, not a curated record. Gene Ontology annotation, cellular component: cytoplasm. The coding region runs from base 123 to 2093 and encodes 656 amino acids.
GGAGCAUGCUCAGUGAUAGCCAAACUGCAACUUCUGACGAGCAAGGAGUUUCACGCUGUCGGCAAAAGGAAGCGCUGCUGGCCCGGCAGUAAACGGCCUCCUGCUGCAGGGGCGGCCACGGUAUGGGCUCCCCGAUGGAGCGAAGGGCCAAAGGGAAUCUCGAUCUUUAUCCUCGAACUGGCAGCUGCCCUAGAGGUCCAGUGCUACAUAUCGUGGUGGUCGGCUUCCAUCACAAGAAGGGCUGCCAGAUUGAGUUCUCCUAUCCUUCUCUAAUUCCUGGAGAAAGUCAUAAUAGUAAUAGUUUGCCGGAGGAAUGGAAAUACCUGCCUUUUCUUGCAUUGCCAGAUGGUGCUCACAACUAUCAAGAAGACACAGUGUUUUUCCAUUUGCCACCAAGAAGUGGUGAUCGAAGCACAAUAUAUGGGGUCUCUUGUUAUAGGCAAAUUGAAGCUAAGGCAUUGAAAGUACGACAAGCAGACAUUACUCGAGAAACAGUACAGAAAAGUGUAUGUGUUCUAAGUCAGCUGCCUCUAUAUGGGCUACUUCAAGCUAAGUUGCAGCUAAUUACACAUGCCUACUUUGAAGAAAAAGACUUCUCACAAAUUUCAAUUCUUAAGGAACUUUAUGAACAUAUGAAUAGCUCACUGGGAGGGAGUUCACUGGAAGGGUCACAAGUUUAUCUUGGCCUAUCCCCACGAGAUCUUGUUCUUCAAUUUAGACACAAGGUUUUAAUUAUUUUUAAGUUGAUUCUUCUAGAAAAGAAGGUUCUGUUUUAUAUCUCUCCAGUUAAUCGGCUGGUGGGAGCAUUAAUGACUGUCUUAUCACUAUUUCCUGGUAUGAUAGAACAUGGUCUUACUGAUUGCUCACAGUACCGACCAAGAAAAAGUACAUCAGAGGAAGUUGGACAAGAAGUUUCUCCUCCUUCUAGUUACUGUGUUUCUUUGUCUGCUCUGACACUUUCAAAUGCUAAUUUUGACACAGUUGGGGAAGGCAAAAAAUUAUCAAGAAACCAAGAAAGAGAUACUCAGAGAGCAAAUGUACCUUUAUUUCAAGUUGAGCAUCAACCCUGUGAAUUUCAUGUCUCCCAGGACCAUGGACAGUACUUGAAACCUUCUUCACACACUUCUCCAGAAUCUUCUGAAAGUGACUGGGAAACCUUAGAUCCCAAUCUCCUAGAGGACCCUAACUUGAAAGAAGGAGAAUGUGAAAUUACUUCAGUAGCAGGACAGACUGAAUUUCUUCUGCAGGAAUCAGUGAUUUCCAAAAGCGUUCCAAUUACUAUUCAGCCUCAGCCUAAUACAGGACACACAGUCCUUGUACCUGGACUUAUUUCUGGUUUGGAAGAAGAUCAGUAUGGUAUGCCAUUAGCUAUCUUCACCAAGGGAUACCUUUGCUUGCCAUACAUGGCGCUGCAACAGCACCACCUUCUUUCUGAUGUAACAAUCCGCGGUUUUGUUGCAGGAGCCACCAAUAUCCUCUUCCAUCAGCAGAAACAUCUGAGUGAUGCUAUUGUAGAGAUUGAGGAAGCUCUUGUCCAAAUCCAUGACCCAGACCUGAGGAAGGUCUUAAAUCCUACAACAGCUGACCUGAGAUUUGCAGAUUUCUUAGUGAAGCAUGUAACUGAAAACAGGGAUGACGUCUUCCUGGAUGGCACUGGCUGGGAAGGAGGGGAUGAGUGGAUUCGAGCCCAGUUUGGCUCAUAUCUCCAUGCCCUCCUUGCUGCAACAGUAGAGCCAGAUAGUGAGAAAAUAUUGUCUGACUUUGGAACAACCUUUGUAGCAGCUUGGAAAAAUACCCAUAAUUAUAGAGUGUGGAACAGUAAUAAACACCCAGCCCUCACAGAAGUAAAUCCUAGUCAUCCAUUCCAAGGACAAUAUUCUGUUUCCGAUGUAAAAUUAAGAUUAUCACAUUCUGUUCAGAACAGUGAACGUGGUAAGAAGAUUGGAAAUGCCAUGGUUACCACUAGUCGAAAUGUUGUGCAGACAGGAAGAGCUGUUGGUCAAUCAGUUGGAGGAGCACUCACCAGUGCAAAAUCAGCAGUGUCUUCAUGGCUUUCUACUUUCACCCAGUCAUCUCAAAGCCUUGGAGAAUAAUUCUUAUGGGCUAAGUUCUUGCAUUUAUUUUAAGAAACCAAAAGGCUUUGCUAUAAAACCAUAGGCACCUGAAUUCAAGCUGCAUGAAGAUGGUCUUUGAGCUGCACCACAGGAUAUAAUUUGGCAACUGCUGUAAUACUUCUUUAUGUUUGAACCUUAUUGCAGGUUUAUUUUCCAAUGUAAGCUGUAUUUUGGAGGAUGGUGAUCUGUCAAUUUAGCUGUAUUUUAAGUUAAAUUGUUUUGCAUUGUUUUUAAGAGUUAAAUUAUAUUUCAGUAUGGAACAUAAUAGUGUAUAUGGAGGUAAUAUUUCAACAUUUAAUACAUAAAAAUAUAUUCACAUUUGUAUUUGUAAAUUUAUUUUUUCCUUCUGCAAGUCCAAUGUGCAGAAUUGUUUGUUUCGAUAGAAUAUAUUUUCACAAAGGUGUUACAAAUGGAAGUAAUUGUAAGUGGGAUAACGUGAAAUUAAUGAAAUUUAAAUUAGCAGUCUUUAAAUAGUCUUUAAAAAGACUAAGACAAUUUUACCAUGUCAUCAUUUAGGUGACAACUAUUGCAGGAGUUAACUUUUCACACUGUAUAGGUCUAAUUACUGUUUUUUGUUAAUGGGAAUGUAGUGCAAUUUCAUGCUCUUUUGUUAUAUUUAAGUGUCUCAGUAUCUAAAUACUUUUAACAAAUUAUCUACCUCUCUUCAAUUAGGCUCUUUUUUUUCCACAGCUGCUAUAAUAUUUUCUAGUCAGUGCGUGUUAGCAAGUAAUCUUUGCCCCAUCUACCCACAUACAGUAUGUUUAACCUUGUUCAUUGUUAAAGAAAAAUUAUUUCACUGAUGCCUAUGAAAACAUAAUAUGGCCCAGUUUAAAACAAUGAUUUAACCAAAUGUUUAUUUUGAACCAUUUUUAUUUUGAAAUAAUACCAUGGUCACAAUUGCUGAUUUUCCUUUUCAGAGUUGAUGUGAUGGUAGGAGGAAUGCAUAGUUAACACAAAUUAUGACAUAGAUUAUCAGAUUUCUAGACAGCUGAAUAUUAGUAGUACAUUAUUUCUUUCUUGACUGCAUUGCUUACCAUAAUCAGAGAUUCUUGUAUUCUGGAUUUAAGGGAGAAAUAUGAUUGUAUCUUUCUAAAUAAAUUUAUUUCAAAUA